This is a messenger RNA of Eublepharis macularius, 1032 nucleotides long. RefSeq names its product SPOC domain-containing protein 1-like. Gene Ontology annotation, cellular component: nucleus. The transcript is spliced from 6 exons. The coding region runs from base 106 to 1032 and encodes 308 amino acids. Gene Ontology annotation, biological process: DNA-templated transcription. The record is from RefSeq and is a predicted model, not a curated record. Lineage: Eukaryota; Metazoa; Chordata; Lepidosauria; Squamata; Eublepharidae.
UGGCUGCUUCAGUGACACUGCCCUAUCUCACCCAGCAUUCCCAAGAAACCUCUGCAGGUUGAGAAAAAGUCUAAGACUUCAGUCAUCUGGAAAGGACUUAUUCAAAUGUUCAGUCUGAAGCAGUUUGCGGCAGAAGCGUAUCCUGUUUCCGGCUCGGGCAGUCAUCUCUUUCAGGCUCUACCUGAUCUACUUCAAUCAAGGGGCUGUAUUCUUCCAGAGGAUGUCUGGGCCUAUUUAGACAGCAUAUGGCCAGCAAAUACCAAGGAGAUGGCCUUGAUACGUUUUCACCCUAGUUUGACAAAAGGCAGCAAUUCCUACAACAUGCUGUAUUCCUAUCUGAACAAGAAACAGAGAUACGGCAUUGUGGGCAGCAACGAAAUGGAGAUGUUCAUGGUGCCCUUGGCAGCUUACCAACCAGUACCUUCCAAACUCCACCCACUGGGUGGCCCAGGGCUGGAUCUGUGCCACCCUUCUUUGUUGCUGGGAUUAAUUCUACCCAAGAGACCUCCCACAGGGCCUGACCCCUUACCAAAAGCCAGAAGAAAGACCGUCACUUUUAAGGACAACGUCGAAACCUGGUACUUUCCUCCUCCCUCGCAAGCAGACAAUUGUCAGAUGCAGCCACCACAACACCUGUCCCCAAGCGAGCCUCUCUGCUGUCAUGAUUACCCCAUAGUGGUUCUUCCGAGACAUGACCCGCUUAUCAGUGAAGAGCUGGGCAGUGAGAUGUUUCAGGAGGAGCGUUUACACUACAAAACGGCCGGAGGUGGAGCCAGCCAUUCUCUUUUAGAUGUUACUCUCCAUUCACAAUGUGAUUCUCCUUGGCUCAUGGGACAGUUGGGUAAUUUGACACCAGAAACCUUGGGAGCACAAUCCCAGGAGCCAGGGGAUGAGCUCCGGAGCGGAGAGGUGGUGACCCUCUCAGAGCCCGAUCUACCACCGGGAACAAUUCGCAGCUUUCGGGUAGCCUUUAAUCAGCACCUUGGACAGCGCCCAAGUGGCAGCCAGUUACAGUCAUUGAACCGCACUUAA